AACAUAUCCCCUCAAUCCCAUGAGGGAUUUGCCUGUAAAUAUCCUCAAAAUUUUUCAAUUUCAAGCUGUCCAUGGACACCAUUGGAGUUGAAUGAGCUAGUGUUGUGCAUAGAACUGGAGUGAACCCUAUCACGGAAGUUUGAGAAAGACCAAUACAGAAGGUAGAGGCAACUUCUUUUGCUUCUCCCCGUAUCUCUUCCAUCCGGUGAAGCGUGUAUAAUGGCAAUGAGUGCGGGAGAGUUAUGGCCGUUACAUAUGGCCGUUUGGGAGAAUAAUUACCAUUCGGUACAUAGUCUGUUGACGAGUUCAACAGACUCACUAGAGUCGAAAGAUCCUCGUGGCCGUACUCCGUUAUUGUUGUCCGUCAUUCGCGGUAAUUUGGAAACGACUAAAGUUCUCCUGGAUUUCAAUGCCAAUGUCAAUGUGGAAUCCCCUGAUGGAUGGACAGCUGUCCAAGAAGCUACUGCGCUUGGAGACGCGGACUUACUUUUGCUACUUCUGAAGAAACGAGAAGAACAGCGAAAUGUCUCAAGAGUCGUUGGCAUUCCCGCGCUGUUGCGAAAACUGCAAGACGCUCCAGACUUCUAUGUGGAGAUGAAAUGGGAAUUCACUAGCUGGGUUCCUUUGGCUUCCCGAAUGUGUCCAAGUGAUACUUACAAGAUUUACAAGCGCGGUGCUGAUGUCAGGAUUGAUACGACGCUGCUUGGAUUUGAUCAAACUUCGUGGCGGAGUGGAAACCGAAGCUACGUUUUUAAAGGACAAGAGGAUGGAACUGUGAUGUUGAUGGAGAUCGACCACGACGCCAAAAAGGUGUACACUGAGCCCGUUGCAGAUGUUAUUUUGAAUCCUUCUCUCGACGACGUCGCUGCCGAAUCUCUUGAACCGUCCUGGCAAACUGUGCAAAAGCGCUUGAAAUCGCCUAUCGUAACCACGUACAUCAACAUCGAUAAAAUUAGCUUUGAGAGGAACAAGAGUGGGAUUUUGGGUUGGAGGUCGGACAAGCAAGAAGAGAUAGAUAACUAUUCAUGUAAGGUCUUCAGCGCUCAGAAUGUGGAACUCGUGACGAAGACCAGGACUGAACAUUUGAGUCAUGCGGACAAGCGUCGUGCGAGUGCGGAUGAUGCGAAUAUGGUUUCUUCUCCGCUUCAAACUUUAUUGGGUUUUGUUCACGGGGCUUCGAAUGAUGAUUCCAAGUUGGGUGGCGAUGAUGGUGAGUCUCUUCUACAAAGCACACAUUUUUUAAAAUUUUGUGAAUGUAUUCAAAUGGUUUUUCUAGAACGUGCUGUUGGACCGGUGACAGCUGAAGAAUAUUUUGACGCAGAAGUUGAUUUGGGCAAUCGGCUUAUUGGGACAAAGAAGAGGGAAAUUCUUGAAAAAUUGCAGCGAUUCCGCGCUACUCUGUGGCUUUGCGAAGACUAUCCUUUGCGCUUGCCGGAGCAAAUUCUGCCAAUUGUUGAUCUGAUGGCCAUUUCAUCUGCCCAUUUUGCGAAACUUAGGGAAUUCAUUCAGCUCCAACUGCCCUCCGGGUUUCCUGUCAGAAUAGAAAUCCCUCUGUUUCACAUCUUAAACGCCAGAAUCACAUUUGGAAACAUUUUUGCCAUGGAUUCGCCCGUUGCUGGUGUAUCCUACGUGGAUGAAGGUGAAAGGAAAUCGUGCUAUGUUGAUGAGUCCGUCUUCGAAGCUCCUGUUGCGUACCAGCGACGUGGUUCUGCCGAAGAUUUGAUUCCCGCGUAUCAUCCAUACAUGCAUCAUAGGCAAGUUAGCUUGGAUGAAGAUGACGAACUUCUUCAGUUUGCCAUUCAGCAAUCUCUCAUGGAAGCUGGCACCGAAGACGAAGUGGUGGAUGUUUGGGAAGCUUUGAACAUUUCUAACCCGGAUGAUUCUCCAGCAAGGGCACCGCCUCCGAGACCCGGACUCUACCCUAGCGAAGACGUUCUCAUGCAAAGAGCUAUAGCUGAGUCCCUUUCCAUGAGCACUGGCAUUCCGGUUGACGCUGACGUGAUUGUUCCUGAAGACACGGAAAGUGACGUUGAUCUCGCACAAGCACUAGAAUUGUCCCGUCGCUUAAUGUUGGAAGAGGAGGAGCUCCGGAAGAGGGAAGAUGAGGAAUUGCAGAAAAUUCUGAACAUGUCUUUGCUUGAGCGUUGAUUAACGCUGCAAAAAGGCGUCAUUUCUUUCUUUCACGUGUAUUACGUUUUUUUGGGCAACCAGUGCCUCACGAUUUCUCUUACUGAACUUCGUUUUUACACUUACAAUACUGUAUUACUGUGGGAAGACAAUUUUUCCAAGUUCGUGGUAUGUUUCCAUUUUGGCUUCUUGUUAGAACCAGUUAAUUUAUUUACGCGAAUAUAAGACACAAUUUUACCGGACUGACUAUUAUAACUGACGAAGACUGAGCUGCGUCUUGGAUUGCCAUGUGAAAUGCAUGGGUUUGAUCAUUCGGAAAUUGUAGUUCAUAAACUUCUUGAGAAUUAUCUUACACUGAGGAGAAGUUUCAAGAAGGAUCUGUACUAGAAACUCAACAAGUGCGAAUCAGAGAAAAUGUCUGGUGUCUGGGAAAUUUGUUUUUUAAAUAGUUUUUUUGACUAAUUGCGAUGCUAGUCAAAAAUGCAGAGGAUUAUUUUGCUUGGAGGAAAAAUGUGAGCACAUACUUUACUGUAUUCGCUGUUUUUUUUGGAACACAGAGGAGGAGGGCAUAUUGUUGGUUUCGAAUUUUCGCACUCCUGUACAAGUGUACGAAGGUAGUUUUUGGCUUGUUCUGUAAGCAGGAACUGUGCUUCAAGAUUCACUCUCAAACUUAUCCUUCAGCUAGAUAUCUUAAGUGUUGGGUUGUCUAUCGGAAAAGAUUGCGACUUAUAUUCGCGUAAAUGAAGGUAAUUUUUUCCCCAUCCCACGGAGAAAUCUUCAACUACUGCAUCGUUUUUCACGCAUUGAAAAAAGUGCGUGAACACAGACAUGGAAUGGCGCCCGUUUGAGUGGUAUAACCAUGUUUUUCUAUGCUUGAGAGACGGAUAAACACUUUUGGAAAUUCGGUUGAUUGGAGAACAGUUAUCAAAGUGUUGCUCAUGAUCGGUGCGCAGGAGUCGCAAUAUUUUUCUAACAACUCAGCUGGUUGCCAGAAGAACAUCGUUUCUAGGGUGUUCGAUUUUCUUGGUAAUGGCAGUCCAAUGUUAUCCUGUGAUAAACGUGUGACAGUGUCGCGAAAAGAUACGUUUUGAGAGAAUUGAGAGGAAAGGCCAGAAUUAAUGUAGGAAGUUUUGUUACCUCGACGUUUGGCUGAGCUUUGUUCGUUAUGUACUAAGUGAAAUGACGUAAUGUUGGAAAAUUUGAUUUCGAGUAGACUUUCGUAGUAGCAUAACCCGUUUCCAUUUUCAUGUAUCGCAAGUGAAAGUUAUGUUUCGUGUAAUUAUUCUUGAACCCCCUACCAGAAGGCUGUGUAGUGUGACUUCGAUUAUUUCAUUGUUGCUAAAGGCUUACUUGUGUUCUUUGAUUUAUUAUGCUUGAUGGAACAAAUUUCACGAAAUUUGUUCUUGUUCAGGAGGAGAAGCCUUCCUGCUGUUUUCCAGACAUUCCAGAAAAAGCGGUUUUAAGAAACCGUCGGACAGGAUCGUUAUUCCGGUUCUCCCCCGCUGAACUGUAUUUUUCUUGUGUUUUAAUGUAUUAUGGGACUUCUAUAUAGUGCUUAUGCAUUGCUACGGUCGGAGGAAUAAAUUCCGCUUUAAGUUUCGUAGAAGUUGGAAGUGGAUCUUGUAAUCCUGAUCAGCUGCAGACUUGAAUAAACGUUACCAAUUUUUUUUGAAGACAGAA
Messenger RNA from Notodromas monacha, 3807 nucleotides. NCBI's taxonomy places the organism in Eukaryota, Metazoa, Arthropoda, Ostracoda, Podocopida, Cyprididae. The record is from the annotation of a GenBank genome assembly.